GUCUCCACAUCACUUCCUAAUUAGACAAGGGCUGAAGCAAAACACUCCACCGACCUACAGCAAACAGAUCAGCGCACAGGAGCAUAUGACAGCAGAGAUCCUGGCGAUCUCGCCUUCUGGCAGUCCAAUGGCAGUCUGUCCCCAGCUCAUAGCAUCUAACAAUUCCAUAUGUUUGUGUCAGACCUUCACCACCCAUCUGUUCCUGCCCAUCCUCUACAGUGCAAUGUUCCUGACCGGCCUGGCUGGGAAUGUCCUCUCCCUUUGGAUUUUCAUGGCAAAGAUCUCAGGCAAAUCUCCCACGCACAUCUACCUCAUCAAUCUAGGAAUCUCAAACUUGUUGCUGUGCCUCACUAUGCCCUUCAUCGCAGCCUACUAUGCUCUUGGCACCAGCUGGUCUUCAAGGAGCUCAAUGUGUAGGCUGGCUAUAAAUGUUCUGACCCCAGUUCUCCACACCAACAUCGGUGUAGGCAUGAUCAUUCUCGCUUGGCUGGCACUAAGUCGCUGUGCCACACUCGUCCAGCACAGCCAUGGGCCUCGUCCCAGCAAAUGCACCAAAGUCCUGCCCAAAGUCUUCUUCAGCAGGCUGCGCCAAACCUCUUUCGCCUUGGGCGUAUGCCUGGGGACUUGGGCCAUUGUGGCGACAGCAUCAAUACCGUCGGUGGUGGUUUACUCAAUGAAAGAGACAGAAGUAGUGGAGGAUGGCGACAAGCAGAUGUGUUACAGCGUCGCAGUGGAAGUUGGUGGGUCUGGCUCUCAGGCUUUUGCCAUGAUAGGCAUUGUCAUAUUCUUCCUCUGCCUCCUUGUAGUGUUAAGUGCCUACAUGGCUGUGAUUAGGCAUUUCUACAGGUCCAGAAAAAGCACAAUCAUCUCUGAUAGACAGAGGGUCUAUGUAAGAGUGUUCCGCAAUAUUGUGGUCAUCCAAUUUGUGCUGGUGGUCUGUCUCCUACCAUACCACAUCUACAAAGCAAUUUUCAUUAACUUGGCACAAACUGACUCUAGGGGAAAUGGAACAGAGUGCCACUCCCUCUCUACCUAUGUGGAGAUUAAGAAUGUUCUCCUCUGCCUGGCGGCUCUGCGCUGCAGCACAGACCCCAUCAUGUACUUCCUGCUGGACAAGACCUUCAAAAGGCACACCCUUUGCUUGUUCAGAGGGAGCUCCAACACCCAAGACAGCCAUUCGUCAAGGACUGAAUGUGGCCAGUCUGCUCCACACAACAACAGCUCGUCAAAAGGUGCCGCGACACACAAUGUGCAUUCAUAUUCAAAAGACUAGUGGCAUGGACAAACAAACUUAGCACUGUCAAUGCAGCCAUGAAGGGAAGUGAAAUGCUGGUGAAACAUGCAUUUUCCUCUAAGUGGGGACUUUCCAUUGUAAAUGGAAAGGAAACCAUUAGACAAAGCCCUGAGAACCAGGUGUCCACCAUGUUUUUAACCUAUGUUUAGGUCUGAGGUAGCAUCAGUUUUUCCUUCCUCCCCUCAGUACGCCUGGGGAACUGGUUUAAAGGGAUGUGGAGGCCUGAUGUGAAAUUUUGAAUGCAUUAAUGCAUGCACUUCAUCCAGUGAAAAGGCUGGACAGAGGGAAGCUGUAUGUAAGUCAUACAAAUGAGAAGAGUUUAGCAGAAAGAACCCAUUUAACUAACAUUAAGAAAUGCAAUGUAUAUAUCAAACUACAUUUUAAUCAUAUCCAACUGUUAAUACGCACUCAAUACAAGCUGAAUUUAGUCUGCGUUUAGUCAUGCUUGUAGU
Messenger RNA from Colossoma macropomum (tambaqui), 1746 nucleotides. RefSeq names its product probable G-protein coupled receptor 82. Gene Ontology annotation, cellular component: membrane. NCBI's taxonomy places the organism in Eukaryota, Metazoa, Chordata, Actinopteri, Characiformes, Serrasalmidae. The coding region runs from base 86 to 1273 and encodes 395 amino acids. The record is from RefSeq and is a predicted model, not a curated record. The transcript is spliced from 2 exons. Gene Ontology annotation, molecular function: G protein-coupled receptor activity. Gene Ontology annotation, biological process: G protein-coupled receptor signaling pathway.